Messenger RNA from Lotus japonicus, 1685 nucleotides. RefSeq lists its product as uncharacterized. The record is from RefSeq and is a predicted model, not a curated record. The transcript is spliced from 5 exons. The coding region runs from base 136 to 438 and encodes 100 amino acids. Lineage: Eukaryota; Viridiplantae; Streptophyta; Magnoliopsida; Fabales; Fabaceae.
CAGGUUUGAAAAGGGUUUGGUUUUCUGCUUGGUGUGUCAUUGUACAAAUACACUGCUGGUUGGAGAAAAAUCUAACUAAGGCUGAGUUGUUGCAGAUGAGAAGAGAGAAAGAGAGUAUAUGAGGUUCACAGGAAAAUGGACCAAUCGGAACUUGAACACGACUUGGGUGGCUUGGAUGUGAUGUGGAAAUUGGUCAAAGAGGAGGAAACGAUACAAGGAUCUGGAGGAGCAGAUGCCUUGCUCUGUCCUUCGUUCACUUGGACCACUUCUCUUUCAGUUAUCCUAGCAACUGGAUCCUUGGAUUCAGUGACCUUAGGAACUUUUCUAUUAAGAUGUUUGUAUUUUUUACAAAUACACGAUGAGACUAUUGUUCAUGAUGGAAAAGAAAUGGAUAUUGUGGAAGAGGAAUUCAAGCAAGGCUGUGGUUUACUGAUAUGACUUAUGGUAUGUCUGUUGUUUGAUUAUCUACGAUGGGAAAUUUUUGCUCUCUUUGUUUGAUGUGGUCACUGCCAGUUUUUUUGUAUAAUAUUUCCAUUCCAGUUUUAUAGGAUUUCUAUUUCUUUUUUAUUUAUACAUUUCCUUUUUAAAAAUUCUACUCUCUUUCUUUUUUAUUCACUGCCUGAUUAUGUUCUUUUCAUAUCAAGAAGGACAAAUUCAUGCUUCUGUGUUAGAAAGUCUUGGUAAAAAAGUUUGAAAGGAUUCUUAGAGAAGGAUCAGUUUAUUCCCUGCAAAUAUUACAAGUAAGAUAUAGUUAAAUUUUAGUUUUGUUCAACUUUUUAACCGUGUCAUUGUUUGCUACAUCAGAUCUUGAUAAAUUUAUGUUGUUUCCCAUCUCUUCCGUGGAGUACUUGAUCCAGCGCACCUCUUUAAGUUUUUUCAGUUAUCAAUUUAUUUUGUCUUUUUUAGUUGUUCAAUUACUCAUUUUCAUCUAAUUUUUGUGCUUAUUCUAACUGUUUAAGCAGCAAUGUCGAGAGCAAACAUUUUGCUAGACCAUUACCUCAGAUUGUUAAGCAUCCCCAACUUUUGUGCCUCUCAAUGAAAUCUAUUGAGGCAUGCUUGAUUUUCCCAUCUGAUUGGUACACUUUGUGGUUGUUGUUUGUUAGUAUUUAUUAGCGUUAUGAAUCUCUUACCUACACAUUAAUUUGUAGAUUAAUGGGCAUGCACUAUGUAGCACUGAGAAGCAUGAAAGACAGGUAAAGAUAAAUAAGAUGAAUGCCAUUGAGUUGGAAAUCUUGGGGUAGUGGCACAUUUUUUACAACAUGUGUUAUGUGUUAAUGAACUAUGUCUUGACAGUGUAUUUUUCCCCACAUUUGUGAGGAUCAAUUUUGCUUUGUAGGGAAUAAACCGAGGAAGGUCCCUCACAUCUAUCAUGUUUUCAUAAGAAGAUAGGAAGAACUUGCCCUAUUGGCUAUGGAUAAAGUUGAACCACUUUCAAAUACAAGUCGGGAUGACGUAGGAAGAUCCAUCGUCAAAAAUUGUAACACAACCCAUUGAGAAUAUGAGCAGAUUCCUUGGCCUUGAAGGAGCUUCUGGCUUGCGGUUAUUGGACGUUGCGGUUAUUGGACGUAAAAGACAUGACUGGUUUUAAUGUAAUUUUAGCUAAUAUUGUAGUCUUAACUGCUUUUUAUUAAAGUCCUUGAAUUAUUUUUUAGCCCUAUCAAUCCAUAUAUUAACUUUUUUUUUGA